This is a messenger RNA of Manihot esculenta (cassava), 1851 nucleotides long. RefSeq lists its product as uncharacterized. Lineage: Eukaryota; Viridiplantae; Streptophyta; Magnoliopsida; Malpighiales; Euphorbiaceae. The transcript has 3 exons. The record is from RefSeq and is a predicted model, not a curated record. Bases 81 to 1466 code for a protein of 461 amino acids.
GGUAAAAAAAAUAAUGUUGCUUUCUCCAAAACCAGAAAAGUUUCAAAGAAUCACAUGCCUUUUGCGGAUGGCCAUACAAAAUGUGUAUAUAUAACUAUUCCAACCUCUUUUAUUUUUUUCAGAUCUACAAGGCUCCAACCAUGAUCACCUCCCACAUUGAUGACCAGCUCUCCAAUCCACGUUUGGCGACAUUACCUCAUCAAAACAAUCAGGCGGACCAUGCAAACGCACCCUUGCUACUCCAACCAGCAAAUGCAACAUCAAAAUCCCUGCUCUUCGAUGAACUACGACAUUUUCGAAUAAGUCUCAAGUGGUGCGCCCUCGAUCACUCCACUUGCACAGCAAAAUUCAUUUCAUAUUUCACAUUCAUAUUCUUCACCAUUAUCGUUCCCAUCAUAAGCUCUCUCUGUAUUAAAGUUCCAUCCGAUGAUCCCAUAUCUUUCAACAACCUGGUGCAGUUUCCUGAGUCUGGCUUGGCUCUAAUAGCUUUCUUGACCCUAUCCCGUUUCUUUAGAAGGUAUAGUCUGCGCCAGCUCUUGUUCCUCGAUGGGCUGCAAGACGAUUCUUCGUUUGUCAGACGGGGAUAUUCUCGGGAGCUUGACAAGGCUUUUCGGUAUCUUGCAUGCAUUCUACUGCCAUCCUUUCUUGUGGAAUUAGCACACAAAAUCAUAUUCUUCUCUACAGUGAAAAUAUCAUUACCUUAUCUGAGUUCAGGUGUGCCGUUGAAUUCUACCAUCUUUGUGUUGGUUUUGGCAUCGUGGGUUUACAGGACAGGUGUUUUCCUGUUGGUUUGCGUUCUAUUUCGGCUGACUUGUGAGCUCCAGAUACUUAGAUUUGAGGGACUUCAUAAAUGGUUCGACGGAUGCGGAUCGGAUGCUAGUGUCAUAUUUAGGGAGCAUGUUAGGAUUAAGAAACAGUUGUCUGUUACGAGCCACAGAUAUCGAUUCUUUAUAAUUACUUGUUUGGUUACAAUUACCGUUACUCAAUUAGGAGCAUUGUUGCUGGUUCUGGCAUUCACGUCUGACAAAACCUUCAUCAAUUCAGGAGGGCUUGUGAUAUGUUCAGUGGUUCAGUUAAGUGGCUUCUUCUUGUGCUUAUUGGGAGCAGCUAGAAUCACACAUAGAGCUCAAGGCAUUGUGUCCAUAGCAACCAGAUGGAAUAUGAUCCUGACAUCUUCAUCCGCCAGAUCAGACCAAGGGAAAUGCAGUGUCCCGGAGAUUGAUAAAACUCUCGUCUCUGAAUCUGCUGUUAUUGGUGCCGAUUCAUCAGAAAUUUUGGUCUCAAUUUCCUCACAGUAUCCAUCGUCUUUCCAGACUAGGCAGGCUUUUGUGGCAUAUUUGCAACACAACAACGGAGGAAUCACACUGUUCGGAUUUGCACUCGACCGCGGAUUGCUUCACACGCUCUUUGCGUUUGAGUUCUCAUUAGUGCUGUGGAUUUUGAGUAAAGUGGUAGUUCUGUCUUGAACAAGUCCCUUUUUUUAAAUAAAUAGAAGUCACAGUACAAACAGAGAAGACAUAUAUAAAGCUUUCCAUCCACCUCAUAAUGUAUCAUCUCAUGCAAUUACAAAUCUAUUAGCAUAUUCAUACGCAUUUUAUCUUUAAUUUUCCCUCCUAGUCCUGCAUGUGAUUUUGCUUUCGUUGGUUACGGGCCACAAGUUAAUACUUUGGCGGGCUUCCAUGUUAAACUCAAGUAUGAGUAACCUACUAGAAGUUGUCAACAGCUCUCAUGAAAAUAGCAUAAGCAGAGAAGGCCACCUGCUUCCUGGAUUACUCACUUGGGUUUUCAACAACGAUGUUGACUGGUGAGGUUAUUCCCAGACUCACAAUUUUAUAGGUUAAAUGCUCGUGA